GAAAUACUAGUCAGCCAGCCUUACCCCCAUCGUACACACAUCUCAAGCAACAGCACGCUCUCUUGUUAUACAAUUUUUUGAUAACAGCCAUGUCCGGAGUUUUGGAGAAAGCGUUGUUGCUGAAACCUGAGAUACGCCUUGCUCAGGCUGUCUCCGAGUUCGAAGCUGACCUCUCAACCGAGCAAAAAGCCACAUUCCGUACACUGAAAUCGCAGUCACAAUCGAAUACGCCUGACCCAAGCGAUGUCAUGCGAUUGACAGCAGAGAUGGACCGCUCUAUAUCGAUUAAAUACAGCAGUCGAUGUUUUGGGCCACGCUUUACCAACUUCCUUCAAGGUGUCCAGCAGUUUGCUGCGCUCGGAGAUGUCGUGGUUGGGGGUUCGCAAAAUUUGAUAGCAUGCGGUGUGUGGUCGCUGGUGCGCAUGUCUUUACUUUCAAUCAUAAGCUUGUCAUCAUACAUCGAUAAGCUUUCCUCGAUGUUCAUGGCCAUUGGUCGCGCUGCGCCGCGUUAUCAGGCAAUGGCUCUGUUGUAUCCUCGAUCCAAGAAACUCCAAUCACACCUUGCAGAGUAUUUCAUCUUGGUAGUAAAGCUCUGUCAUUAUCUAUUCAAGUAUGAACAAAAGUCCUCUGUCCGGCAGUUCACAUCUUCACUGAACGAUACACUCCUAAAAACACUUCAAACAGACCUUGACAAGUGGGCAAACUCUAUAAAGGAAGAGGUGAAUUUGAAUGAAGCUCAAGAGAACUCAAGGUCCAGGGCUUUUACUAUGGAAAUAUUUAAAUCUAGCACGCUUCAGCGGAGACACGAAACCAAAAUGCGAGUACUAAAUUUCUGCUCCAAAUUCGACCACGAAACAGCUUGGAAACAAAUCAGGAAACUUGGUAACUCUUCGUUUCACACGCAAAGCGCAGAGUAUCAAGAAUGGAAAACUGGAUCGCUUCCUGGAACAAUAAUUUUUACAGGCAAGCUAGGAUCAGGGAAAUCUGUGCUACUGGCCAACAUCGUGGACGAUCUCAAUCUCACCACUGGAAAGGAUCAGUCUACUGUAGCAUAUUUCUUCUGCAAAUACGAUAUCUUGGGAAGCUUGCAGACACGAACGAUUCUCGGCUCGUUAGUACGACAGCUGUUGUCUUCCAUCCCGGACCUCGGAGCAAUCGCGAAGCGCUACGAAAAUUCUCAAGGCAGAGAAUUUGAUAUCGAAGAGCUAUUUGAAAUUUUGUUUCAAGGUUUUACUUCGCGUCAGAAAGCAUAUCUCGUCAUUGAUGGCCUGGACGAAUGCGACUUCGCGCAAAAGGAGAUACUAAUACAAGCCAUUCAGAGAAUCCAAGAAACACUCAAAGUCUGGAUAUACGACAAUCCGGAUAUCGAGGCUUUCAUUGAAACGGAACUAGGACAUUGUCUCAGCGAAAGAAAAAUGACAAUUGGCGAUCCAACUUUGAUACUGGAAAUCCAGGAUGCUCUCCUAAAUGGCUCUCAAGGAAUGUUUCUCUGGGUAGCUCUUCAGAUACAGACUUUAUGCAAAAUGAAGACUGAUUAUGCCAUGCGGGAAGCACUAGCAAAUUUACCAAGAGAUCUUUCGGAGACUUUUUCGAGAAUCUUAAGUGAUUCUGGACGUUCAGAUCCAUCGCUUCAAGCAAAGGUCCUGCAACUUGUCCUUGCAGCUAAUCGACCAUUGACGACGAUUGAACUGCGCGAGGCUUUGAGCGUCACUCCUGGAGAUGCUACCUGGGAUCCUUCUAGGCUCUUGCACAAUGUAUACUCGGCGCUGGCUUGCUGUGGGUGCCUUCUUGCUGUCGACGAGGAAGAGUUUACAGUUCGAUUUAUCCAUCACAGCGUCAAGCAGUACAUUGUCGGUGGACUCAAUGGCAUUAUGCCCGCAAGAUUUACCCUUAGAGAUGCGAAAAAAAUCAUGGCAAACAUUAUUGUCACGUAUCUCAACUAUGGCGUCUUCGGAACUGAGAUAUCGAAAACAAAAGUCCUCCCAAUUAUGGCACAAUCCGCGCCAUCCAAGAUCUUACAAGCCACCUUGGACCCUUCUAGCAGUACACGCCACCUAGCUAUGAAAUUUCUCAAAUCAAGACGGCAGCCUACCUUUGAUUUGAGCAAAAUGAUUGCAGAGACGCUCAAUUCAUGUCACUCCGAAAGCAAUAGCUCGUUCAACUUUUACGAAUAUGCAAAUAAAAAUUGGCUAGAGUAUUUGAACCAUGUAUCGGGACAAGACGCGGCCAUGUUCAAACUUUCUUCGAAGUUGAUUCAUAGUCGGGCAUCCGCGGUCAACAUCUCGGACGAUGAUCAGUGGGAGUUCAUGAUAGGUGCUUGCAAUUGCGAGAACA
Molecule: messenger RNA, 2334 nt
Organism: Bipolaris maydis ATCC 48331
Lineage: Eukaryota; Fungi; Ascomycota; Dothideomycetes; Pleosporales; Pleosporaceae
Source: RefSeq, a predicted model, not a curated record